Messenger RNA from Oreochromis aureus, 6773 nucleotides. RefSeq lists its product as uncharacterized. Gene Ontology annotation, cellular component: cytoplasm. Gene Ontology annotation, molecular function: exopolyphosphatase activity. The record is from RefSeq and is a predicted model, not a curated record. NCBI's taxonomy places the organism in Eukaryota, Metazoa, Chordata, Actinopteri, Cichliformes, Cichlidae. Bases 329 to 6466 code for a protein of 2045 amino acids. The transcript is spliced from 19 exons.
GGAGGGGUUGAGCGGGGGAGAAAGACGAAGGGCGGGGAGGGGGGCUCCUACCACCGCAGGGUGCGCGGCUGAAUCACCGAGCGCGCCUCCGUCGGAUCUCCUCUUCCUACCGUCACACCCACUGCUCGGUGUUGUGGGUUCGCCCCGUUGAGAAGGGGAGGACCGACGUCUCUCGCGGCAGCAGCGAGUGCUGCAGUGCGAGCGCAGCGGGGGACUCGGAAGCGAGGAGAGAGGGGGGAGAAAAAAUACAAGCCCACAUCAGCUGCCUUAUUGCCGAAACUUGGUCUAUGGAGAGAUCUGCAACAGCGCCGUAGCGACGCAGGCCGACAUGGAAGAGUAUUUGCGGAGGGUCCAGAGCAGACUCGGGGCAUCAGAGGGUCCUGUCCAUGCUGUUUUAGGUGGACCUGAGCCAGAUGUUGACACUGUAGCAGCAACACUGUGCUUAGCUCUACACCUCAGCCAGAGAGAAUCGUCAGGUGGAGUGUGUGUGCCGGUGCUGUGUGGCUGCAGAUAUGACACCGUGUUGCCCGAGGAGACGGCGAGGUAUCUGAAGAGGGUGAAGCUUUGUGAGAGCUUGCUGCUUUGGAGAGACGAUGUAGACUUCAUGAGACUACAUCGUGCCGAAAGGCUCUCGCUCACACUGCUGAGAAAUGGACUGCUAGACAGCUCUGAGUGCCACGCUCUGGAGUCCAGCAUCCAGCGAGUGGUCCAUCAUGACGGGCAGCAGGACGCAGGGGAUGAUGGGGCAUUGUCCGCGGUGACGACAGUCACCAAAGAGAUUCUUCAAGAGGCAGCAGAGCACAUCAGAGCAACGCUGGGGGAGAUUCUUGGAGAGGCCCUGCGACUGCAGACGGAAGCCUUUUGGAUGAAACACGGCCGUCAUUCAGCACAGCUGGAGGAGCUCGUGAAAUCCCUGGAGCAAUGGGGGGAAGUCGCUGUUGGUGAGGAUGAUGAAGUGAAGUUACAAGAAUUGAUGCAGCAGCUGACUCUGGAGGUAAAGGAGUUUUCGGAUGGAGAGAUGACCGUAGCACUCACUUCGAUGACUACAGAUAAGGAGGAGUGGCAUGAUUAUCUGGAUGUGCUUAAAUCGUUCAGUCACCACCAUAGGUUCGAUGGUAUUGUGGUUCUCUUAUCCAUCAGUGAUUCAGUUCACCAUCCCCGCCAGCAGGUGGCUGUCUACUCAAACAACACAGAUAUCCUGAAACAGAUCUGCUCCGAGCUUGAAGAAUCCUCCAGCUGGUCUCUUUCUGGUGAACUGGAGGCUCUGGAGAGUCUUCAGGUUUAUCAUAUUCCACUGAACACCUCUGCAUCCUCUGGUACUCCACCACUGCUCGCGGAGGAGAUCCAGGGCAUCCUUAAGGACUUUGUCGACCGGCGUAGUUCUGUUUUAGCCUGCCACCCCAGCAGUAGGACCUCUUCCACAGAGGGAGUAGCAGGCAGUGUGGAGUUCUCCCAGGGAUCGUCUGGUAUCAAUGACAUGGAUGGUUCAGACAUAGAGAGAGCAGAAGGAGGCAAUGGCGACACAGUGGCAAUAGCAAGGGUAAUGGGAGAUGGUGAAGAGGACGCAGGAGGUGCAGGUGUCAAUGUCGGUGGGGAGCUAGUGAGCCCUGACAGUGGAAUGACCACCAUUCGUAGCAGCCGCUCCUCCAAAGAGAGUUCGGUUUUCCUUAGUGAUGACAGUCCAGUGGGUGAGGUGAUAGCUGGUGGUGGUCCAGCAGCAGGGCCAGGAGGACUCUUUCUGAGAAACCCCUCUCCUUUGGGGUUGUUAUCUCUUUCCCCUCCUGUCCCACCAGAGAGAAGGAAACACCGCUCGAGCAGACAAAGGAGUGAUAACUUUGACCUGUUUCAUUUUGACCCGCUGCAUAGCAGUGACCAGUCUAUGCCAGCAGGAGGAGAAGUGGCAAAUUCUGGAGAAAGAGGAGAUGAAGAUGAAAGAAGAGCAGGGAGCUCUAGUCUGUCAGAGCUUGACGAGCUAAGCUUUCUUGAUUUCUCUGCUCCCAACUCAGUGGGAGGUCUUGAAAGUGGAAAUUGUUCAAUUGAUCGCCGUGGUUCAAGCCAUGGGAAUGAGAUGAUUGACACCGUGGUCCCUCCAACCCCGGUCAAUAGCCUGGUUGGUAGCCGCCCACCCAGCAGUUGUGGCGUCAGGUUCUUUCCAGAAGAUGUUGUUGAAAGGAUCAAUUGCCUACAGCAUAAAGACAGUGUGUCAUCUUCUUUGUCGGAGACCUGGGAUGAACUGGGCUUUGACACACAAGGAGCAUUGUCCUCAAGUGAUAAUAAUAUGUGGAAUAGACCCAAAGAUUCUGAGAGCCCACCUAAUAUUUUAGAAGAAGUUGGAGGCAAAGACUUAGUCGGUAACAUGACAGAAAAGGAAAGCAGACAAGAGAUCUUAAAGUCAGAGAAUUCUCACCACAAAGGGAAAAGUCUUGAACCUCAGCUUAGUUUGAUCACAGAGCAGACUGAAUCCUAUGAAAACUGGAACCCCGAUUCUGCACUUAAGGGUGAGUGGAAACCCAUUACUUUGGUUGAUCUCCAGCUGACACCACCAGAGGAAGACUUAACUGGAAAAGGCAAACCUGCUAUUAUUGGAGCACAAGAAAGAGCAGCUUUGGCCACAAAGAAAACAAUCCUGAACACUUUAACACCAGACACGUCUAAAGAAGAGGACGAAGGGGUCCACGGAAAAAAAAGAGAGCAACAGAUGGAGCUUUUAGACUUCUGGACGUACUCUGCACAGAAGGGAUUUCUUAAAUCUGAUAGCGGGACCACCACGUCUUACCCCGAAUCACUGGAUAUGUGGAAUAUGACAAUCCGGGAUGACAGUUUAUCACCUCUCACAACCCCUGAGAACUUAUCUCAAAACUCUGGUUCUUUCUGUGGAUUGAACACCAAUAUCGAGGGUGGAACAUCUGUAGAAAGUCCACUAGGAUACUCAGAUGGUGGAAUGGAGAUGUGGAACACCACCAUACAGGAAGAUAGCUCUUCCGCAUUGACGACUCCAGAAGCACCUGAAAAUGGAAAGGACCUUAGUCACAUGGAUUCAGUGGAUCCCAGUGACACUGUCGGGACACAUGCCAACAAAAAGGAAGAAGAAGAAGCCAAUUUAGAAGAGAAAAAUGAUACGUGUGAAGCAUUUAAGCAGACUUCUGAAGUUGUGAAAAUAAUCAUCGAGGCUGCAGAGGGAACAAUGCAGAGUGAAGAAACAGAAGGCAUCGAUGUACAAGGUGCUCAGAGUCGCAAGAACUCUGCAGAAGAUGACGAUGACACAUCCACCUAUGAGGGCACUGACGUGUGGCAGUUACCCAUCUGUGGCAUGGUGACCUCUACCUCUGAAUAUGACAAUGUAGGAGCAGGUACGUGGAGCCUGGCAUCCUCCCCUGACACCUCUGGCUGCCCUGUAGCAGACAUGAUACAGCUUGAGGAGCAGUCUAGCCCUUUUAUAGCUGUGAGCAAACCCAUUCUGACAGAUCAGAGAGUAGAUAUCACAAAUAAAGAACAGCCAGACGACCAAGUGUUUCUGUUUGAGGCAGCCAGUGAGAUGGGUGGCCGAAGCAGAGAAGGAUCAGAGGAGAUUGAGUGGAUAGAGCAACCCAGAGAUCAUUCCCCAUUUCUUCUGGUCAACUGCUCCACCGGCACUCGGCAAAUUUCACAGUGUCCAGAGGAAGCUGCUGAACCACAAAUCCAGGCUGAACAAACAUUCCCAGCCUAUGUGACGACCAGUGAAGGUGAGCAGGUGGGAGCUACAGAUGAGAUCAGUAGACAUGUAGAUGGAAAAACAACAGAAACUGUAUCUCUGAGCGUCAGUCCUGGUGGCGAGAAGGACCUACUGGAAAACCCAGACAGUGGUCGCACAGAUAGUCCAGAUGAACUUGGCCUAGAAAUGGAAUACAUCAUCGUAUCUGGCACAGUAAAAGAAGCUACAAAAGAGUGGCAUGACAGAACUAAACAGAGUGAAAGGCAAUCAAAGGGAACAAAGAAGUCCCUGGAGACAUUUAGCAUGCUGUCCUAUGCUGCCUCGGUACUGCAACGUCAGGCUCAAGCUGCAAAACCAAAAUAUGACAAAGACACACCGCCAAGUAAGCUACACCAAGUCAGAGGAACCGACAGUGCUCCCAAUACAGACCAAAAUCAACCUGUCAGAUCAACUCAUUACGAAGCAACUCGUGAUAGUGCCACUGACUCUCAGGUGGUUCCAGAAAUUAUCAGUCCCAGCCAAUCGAAAAAUGACUCCGAAGCUUUUCAUCAGUCUGAUUCAAGACCAAGCUCCAGUCAGUCAGAAGGAAAUUAUGACAGUGAGUCAAGCAUUGUGCCCCGCAGUGUGUCUCCAUCAUUAAGAUAUCCAUCAGAUCACUUCUUGAAAACCAGAGAGGAGGUUUAUGUCCACUCACAGAUCUCGAUGGAAGAUUCAGACGAAGGCGGAGAGACGCCACCGGCUCCUUCUCCAUGUCCUGCUUCCUUGGGUGACUUCCAAGUCUGGGGGGCUCAGUUAAGGAGAGAGGACACAUCCCAAACCACGUCGGAGCCACAAUCCCCUGUGCUUACCAACAGUUCGGCCUCUCAUGCCAGCUCUCUGAUAAGCACCCCAGUAAAUGAAACGAGUAUUUCCAUUGACAAAAGACUCGGAUUACCAUUUUCUGGAGAUUUAAUGGAAGAGGAAAAUGACGAUGAGGAACAGGAUGAGGAAACUGACACACUAGAGAACGCUGUCCUUCCAAAAUGGACUUCAGAAGUGCAAAGAGAGAGGGAAGAAAGACAAGAGUUUGCAUCUUCAGACCUGCUGAGCUUUAGUGAUGACCUGAUUGGAGGGUCUUCAUUUCAGCAAGCAGGAUUACAAACACAUGAGCAAAAGAGAGAUGGGUUUCCACUGAACAGAGUGGAUUACUGUGAUGGACGACCUAUAAGGACUGAAGAUUGGGAUAAAUGGUCUAUUGAACAACAGCCUGGAGACACUGGAGCUUCACAAGAUAAUUAUUUACCUGAUUUAAGAAGACACCAAGACGUAGCACCAGAACUGUCAUCCCACCCUGCUCAAGAAAAUGCCGCAUACCAGUGGUCCGGACAACAGAACACAACUCAGGGUCAAACCCAGUAUGGCUAUAACUAUCAUCACAUCGACCAAAGAACUGAAAACCAGUGCACCUAUCCAGCCUUUGUAGAGAGCAAAUCCAGCCGACAGCAGGAUGCCACUGACGUCUAUGCCGAGUUUACAACUGAUGCCACGGCUACAAAAUACAGAUACGAGCAGACUGAUAACUAUUUUGAAGCUGGAGAUAAAUCUCCAAACCGCUUGGGUGACACACACUUCAGGUGUCAGGACACAGCUGAAAGUCAGUAUAUAGUUGCCUCCACCUCUUUGUGCACUUCUGACUUCCAAUACUCUCAGUAUCCAGCUAACAGCCAGGGUCAGUAUGAGUCUCAGUCAGACCAUGCUCAUUAUCAGUCUGAAGGGAAGGCUUUCUAUCAAUCAGAUGUCCACACUGAGACAGAGGAUCACGCACGGUAUGUGCUGGAGGGAUAUGUUCAUUUUCCCCUGUCAAGACACUCCCAACAGGAAGUUGGUGCAGCUGGGAUGAUGAUGAAGAUGGCAUCCAAUGAAGACGCUACAGAUGACAUGGAAAACAAAGAAGACCAGCCCUCCUCAGCUGAUAUAUCUGGCGGGUCCAAUCAAAGGAGAAAGCUGGCAGCUCCACCAAUGAACGUGUCCCUGGACCACAGCGAGGGGUCUCUUCUUUCAGAAGACACCCUGGAUACAGAGGAUGACGGCUUGGAUACUGGGGAUGACCUGGAUGUCAACUUAGAUGAGUUGGACACACCUGACGAGGCCGACUCACUGGAAUUUAAUAAACAUGGGGACUCAGAGGAAUCCGUUUUGGGUGCUGGAGCGGCAUCAAGAGAUCCGGGCCACAGAGCAGCAGAGGAGAGCAGGCUGUGGAGGAGUGUGGUGAUCGGAGAGCAGGAGCACCGCAUUGAUAUGAAGUGCAUUGAACCCUACAAAAGAGUCAUUUCUCAUGGAGGUUAUUACGCUGAACAGAAAGCCAUCAUUGUGUUUGCUGCAUGUUUCCUACCAGAGAGCAACUGUGACAAUUACAAUUAUGUCAUGGAAAACCUUUUUCUAUAUGUGAUAAGUACACUGGAAUUAAUGGUAGCUGAGGAUUACAUUAUUGUUUAUCUAAAUGGCGCUACACCUCGCAGGAGAAUGCCUGGUUUUACCUGGAUGAAAAGGUGCUACCAAAUGAUAGACAGAAGACUGAAGAAAAACCUAAAGAUGUUCAUCAUUGUUCAUCCGUCCUGGUUCAUACGGACUUUGCUAGGAAUUACCAGACCCUUCAUAAGUUCCAAGUUCAGCAGUAAGAUCAAGUAUGUGCAUAGUCUGCAGGAGCUCGGAGAAAUCAUUCCUAUGGAGUAUGUGCAUAUACCUCACAGCAUUGUCAGACUGGACACAGAAUUGCAGGACACAGCAGCAGAGUAAGUGAGUCGACAAGGGGAACUCUGCUGUGUGACGAGAUAUUUGGCUGCUGCCCUUCUUCUUCUCCCCGUGCUAUGCUGUACUUGAGCACGGCAUGUCUGAAUUUGAAGCCAGCCUGUAGUAUGACACAUGCUCAGCUGUUACAACAACAUGUAACUCAGAGAGGAUGAUGCUGUGGUACAAAACAUCAGGAAAAAUCUCAUUCAGAUCUGAGGGUGCCGAAUAUACAGUAAUACUUUGGUUGUGGUGCAGAGGCUGUACUGUGCUGAAGGGAAACGCUUUAUACUAUAAUACAGUACUCUCAGCACUU